AUGACUAAGAAGCAACCAUUCACUGAUGCUAUCAUUCCACUGUCAUUCCUGGAUUCUCACGUUGGGCAUCUCAUUUACUAUCUCCACUAUGUGGCUAUCUACUCCUAUAUUCCCAGAUCAUCUACAAACAAAAGUGACAGCUAUAAACACCAUACAGCAUGCACGCGGCUUACAGCUGAAGAAGACGAUUGCUUCAUCGUAGACUUUUCCAAGAGACCGGGGUGCAAUGAUCCAGUUUUUGCUGAAUGUGGAGCUUCUACUGCUGCACAAUCACGCAAUGGUUACACAGCUGGCCUUCCACCGCAAUGCGGGGGACAUGAACCUAGAACAAUAAAACCUGACGCUAAGAUGGGAUCAUGGAAACUCCAACCUGACGGUGGCUAUAAAUACCCGGAAACGGCUUUCGGUGUUCCGAUAGCCCCUGGAUGUCCACUGGCCCCGGGUUCUCUACCCUAUCCUGAUCUACGCACAAGCGGCAUGCCAUUUCAACCAAGCGGUGAAGGAUACUAUCCAGAUGGUUCACAGCAACCGUAUCCAGCCGAUUGGCUGUGUGGUUUACCUUCCUCGGUACCUGCCGCAUCGUGUAGUUGUUCUCCUGUAACCGGAGUAACCAACAUAAGUCCUUCUGUGGGGGUCUCUUGUGCUCGUGAUCCACUCAAGAGAUUUAUGACCUGCCGCGGCGUGAAAAGUCUGAUCCAGCAAGCGUGGCGUCUACUCGCCCUGGGCCCAGACAAACGUUAA
Molecule: messenger RNA, 741 nt
Organism: Opisthorchis viverrini
Lineage: Eukaryota; Metazoa; Platyhelminthes; Trematoda; Opisthorchiida; Opisthorchiidae
Exons: 3
Coding region: 1-741 (246 amino acids)
Source: RefSeq, a predicted model, not a curated record